Molecule: messenger RNA, 701 nt
Organism: Pterocles gutturalis (yellow-throated sandgrouse)
Lineage: Eukaryota; Metazoa; Chordata; Aves; Pterocliformes; Pteroclidae
Gene: PRRX1
Product: paired related homeobox 1
Exons: 4
Coding region: 1-603 (200 amino acids)
Biological process (GO): regulation of DNA-templated transcription
Molecular function (GO): DNA-binding transcription factor activity, RNA polymerase II-specific; DNA binding
Source: RefSeq, a predicted model, not a curated record
AUGGCGUACCCCUGCUGGACAGGGCUGGUGUAUGGAGGCGGCAGUGGCCUCCCACUGCUGCUGCCUGGUAUCUUCAUCUCCACUUCCUCUGGUGUGGCUUCCCGUGAUGAUCAGCUGAACUCAGAAGAGAAGAAGAAAAGAAAGCAGAGAAGGAACAGGACUACCUUCAACAGCAGCCAGCUCCAGGCAUUAGAGAGGGUCUUUGAAAGGACACACUACCCCGAUGCCUUUGUACGGGAAGACCUCGCACGCAGAGUCAACCUCACUGAAGCCAGAGUUCAGGUGUGGUUCCAGAACCGGAGAGCCAAGUUUCGCCGGAAUGAGAGGGCCAUGCUGGCCAGCAAGAACGCCUCUCUGCUCAAAUCCUACUCAGGGGACGUGACCGCCGUGGAGCAGCCCAUAGUACCUCGCCCAGCUCCGAGACCCACUGACUAUCUCUCCUGGGGUACUGCCUCGCCUUACAGCGCCAUGGCCACCUACUCUGCCACGUGUACCAACGCCAGCCCGGCGCAGGGCAUGAAUAUGGCCAACAGUAUUGCCAACCUGAGACUGAAGGCAAAGGAAUAUAGUUUACAGAGGAAUCAAGUGCCCACGGUCAAUUAACGACUAGAGGCAGCUGCCUUGCAGAAGGAGAAAAUACAACAGCACCCGUCCUGCUUCGCAACUUGUUUGUGCUGAAAGAAAAAAAAAAAAAACUCAAA